Molecule: messenger RNA, 2343 nt
Organism: Nerophis lumbriciformis (worm pipefish)
Lineage: Eukaryota; Metazoa; Chordata; Actinopteri; Syngnathiformes; Syngnathidae
Gene: xrra1
Product: X-ray radiation resistance associated 1
Cellular component (GO): nucleus
Molecular function (GO): protein binding
Source: RefSeq, a predicted model, not a curated record
GUGGCCGUAGAGCUGCGGCGAUCUUGACACUAAGGACACAAGAGAUGAAGACGCGGAAGAGAGAACUGCUUCCUACUCACUUCCGUGUUCGUUUGGCGGCUUUCUCUCAAACGUCGGACUGGCUUUUACUUUACAGGUCACGAAGGUGCUUCUCACUGGCUGAUAGCUUUCAGAAAGGCAGAGGAACACAAAAGCAUGACUUUGUGCAGAAGACAAAAGGAGAGUUGUGAUAAAGAAAAGAGCUGCCAUGGAUGUUAUACUUUAGACAGAGACUUCCUGCUGCAACUUCAUGAGGUUGGUGAACCGUCUGAACUUUGCACUGUCAACAUCAGUGAGCAGAAGCUGGAUGCUGUCAAGCCAGAAGACCUCAAGGCAUUUGACAACGUCGCCUACGUGGAUGCAUCCAUUAACUCCCUCUCUUUAGACUCUUUUGGCAGUUUUGUUUCUUUAAAAGAACUCAAUCUGGCUGUGAACGGCCUUUGCAAUGUCGCCUUUGAUGCAAUAGACUUUCCUCAUCUUCAGGUUUUGGAUUUGUCCUAUAACUGUUUGUCAGCUGAUGAUGUCGUCUCCUUCAGCCGCCUUCCUCUACUGAAAGUUCUUCAUCUGACCGGAAAUGAGCUUUGUUUGUUUCCGCCUCAUCUUGGAUCACAGUAUCAAGACCCUCUCUCAUCUUUGCACACUGAAGAUCCUUUUAACGCCCUGGAGGUCCUGAUGCUCGAUGAUAACAAAUUGUCCUCGGAGGUCUUUGGCAGCCUCUCAGCCCUCAAGAGACUGAAGCACUUAAACCUACAAGGUAACCGCAUCACAAAAAUACCAUAUUUGAAUGUGAUGACCGGCUGCUCCAGACCCGUGCAGACCCCCCUUGAAAAAGAAGGACGUGCCCUUGAUGAGCAGAGGAGUUUUAGCACCAUGUCACAGGAGAGUGACUUCCUCAGAGCGUUACUGUCACCUCUACCAGAGCUCCAGUUCCUUGAUUUAUCUCACAACAAGAUUGCAGAGGAAGAGGCGCUGCUGCCUGCAUCCGUUUUCUCAAAGCUUCGAGAAAUCGACAUUCGCUCCAACGCUUUGACCACAAAGAAAAGCGGAAACCUCCCACUGCUGACAUAUUACCUCCAGGAGAAGAUGGGAAUAACAGUGACAUGUAAAGAUGUCAAGCAUGGACUCCAGAUGUCUGCUUCUACUCACCAAAAGGUUUUUGAUGGGUUUGUGGUGGCGGAGGUGUUACACAAGCCUUUGUUGCUGCAUGAGCGUCGCCCUGCUCGAAUCCAGUUUGAGAAGGAGAAGUUGGCAGUGGGGUCAAAGAGUAACUUCAACACAGAUGAACACGUCUUUGUCACAAAGGCAAACAUAUUCCCUGAAGACGACCAAACGUCCAUGAGACUCAAAGACAACGCCGCGCCUGAAGGGUUCUCUCCCAGCAGAAAGAAGAAGAUGGGCACAAAAUCAGAUCCUGAUGUGGUGCGGCCAGUCGGAAUCCAAACAGCUGUUCAAAUGCUGGAGCGCACACUGAAGAAUCUUAAUAUUUACAGACUCUCCAAACCAAAACUCGAUAGCAUCCAGACGCCGUACAGACCAAGACUCAAACAGAUUAAGGAACCACCACCUUUGAGACCAAGACAGAGUGAACUACUUGAUGAGAUAAUCAAGGACUUAAGGUGCCGUAAUACUGGAACUGGUUUGAGGAAGAGAGAACACAAGGAGGCACUCAAGCUGCUGAGGGAUUUGGAGACACAACACAAGCUCCUGCACAGGAAAGCAAUGUAACAAGGAAGGAGCCAAGAGUGAAUAGGUAAAGUGCUGCUGAAUAUGUAUGAUAAUCUGGAAAUAUCAUUAAUAUUAGGCAUUAUUUUUUCUUUAGACCAGUGGUUAAAUGAUUUAUGAAAUGAUUCAAAUAAUAGGUGACUACUGUAAAUCGAAAAAGUCCAAGUUGUUUAGCAGUAACUUAAACUGAUGAUGUCACUAUGACAUCACCACGGAUCCUCAGACAGUUUACGCAGUCCAUAAACUGACCUGGAUUUUCCUGCCGGUGAUUAUCAGUGACAAAUUGCAAAUCCACCACAGAGUUCCAUCUGGUCCACAGCACUCUGAACUUAGUGAUCCCGCGACGUGAAAAUGAUCUACUAAUAUAAGCAAAGCUCGAAAAGACAAAUUACACAAUCUGCAUAUCUUUUAUUAAGUCCAUAUGGCCUCUGGAAGUCUUUCCAGAUGAUUCACAAUUACUGAAGCUAAACCAAAUGUUGGGAAUGGUGCAUUAUUUUGUGUUUGUUUAAUGUUGAAUUGAGUAUAUUGAUGACUACACAAAAAUAAGGGCCAAUAAAAAUAGUUCUAACAGUGGUUAAUAAA